This is a messenger RNA of Linum tenue, 442 nucleotides long. Lineage: Eukaryota; Viridiplantae; Streptophyta; Magnoliopsida; Malpighiales; Linaceae. The record is from the annotation of a GenBank genome assembly.
ACUCCUCUGCAAAAGACAUCAAAAUGAAGAAGAACACAUCCAUAAUGCUCAUUGCUCUGUUCCUUGCUCUGUUUCUCGUCACACAGCAAUAUGCAGGAGUGGAGGCUAGGACGGCGAGCGGGUCUGGAUAUCAUCCCUUGAGCCAGUGCAAGAAAAACACAGAUUGUGCGCACAUUUGCUCAGUUAUAUGCACUCCCAACACUAGAUGUCAAUGUGUUGAGAAUUGGUGUAGUUGCAGUGCUUGACCUUCUGUUAUCACCAUCCAGAGAUUUAAAAAAAAACAUAAUUAUACUCGAUGAUAUCGAUUCAACCAAAUUGUAAGGAAGCAAUUAAAUAAUAUACAUGGAUCUCUCCAACAAACUAGAGUUAUUGGGAUCUGUUGGUUUAUGACAUAAUAUUGGAGUUGGUUUGUCUAACUUUGAGGUCCACAUGUUCAAGUCUU